AUGGUUUUAUCAGAAAGAGGUCGAGAGGUAAGCCUAGACAAUAUUGUAAAGGUCAAUUUUAUAUUUUUAGCGAUUUUAAUGUCAUUUUUGUUUUUUCUAGGUACCUAUGUGAGAUUUACGUCUAUCUUGAUUGAAAAAAAAACUUUUUUAGAAUUUCGAACUUUACGUUUAUCAACUGAAGGUAACGUUCUGGAUAACUUGCAGCGUUCAAUGCCUUUUGAUUUUGAUAUUGAUGGGCUUCUUAUGGAAGUUGUACAAACGAAUUGGGAAGUUGAACAAAGACGUUUCUGGCUUGUUGAAUCGUGAACAGUGAGCGAUUUUUACAAUUUUGUUAUCUAAAAUAAUAUUUUUCGAAAUUUUACUUUUAAUCUUGAAUAUUUUGCAUGUUUUUAGGUAUAAAGUUGAAACUUGAGGAUAACUUUAUAUAACUUUAAUCUAUGACGUUAAGUUUUAACAUUUUAGGUAUCAAUUUGAUGUUGUUGUGAACAAAGACAAACCUCAAACACCCAAGCCAUCUAAAAUGCCAAAUGGUGCAGUAGCUUGUCGAGUGAAUGAAAUUGAACAUAAUUGGGGACACAGAGUGAUCCGAGCAGCUUCUACCACAUCAAGUUUGGUGUUUCAUGAUGCUACUGAUGAGUUGAUAUUGGUUCCACAUGGUGACAAUCCGAGACCUUUGCCAAGGAAGAAAAGUGUUAUCAUUGCUGAGGUUCAUGAGGUCAGUUUGAAGCUGAAUUUCUAAAUUUUAAUGUUUUUUUUGAUAGUGAAGUUGAUUUAAUGGUUGAUAUUGAGUUUGAUUUACUGGGUGAUAUUAAUGUAGAUGAAGAAUUUUUUAAACAAAAUUUGAAAUAUGACAUUACUUUUAGACCCCAAUUCAGAGAAUUGACAAAAUGUUCGAAAACCAUGAGAAUCAGAAGAGCUACGACGAGUUGAAGGUGCUUCUCGAAUCAAAACCUGAUGAUGUUGAGUUACUAUGGCGCAUGGCCAGAGCUUGUCAUGCUUUAGGCUACAAAUAUGGCAAGAACAAGGAGUUGGUUCAAGAAGGGCAUGCAUAUGCCACGAAAGCCUAUACUUUGAGUGAUAAGACUGAUUUUGAGGUUAUUCAUUGGAUGGCAGCUCUUAGUGGAUCGAUGACAGAAUUUGUUGGAGCUAGGGAGAGGAUCAAGGAGGGGAACAACUUUAAGGUAAGAUUUGUUGGAAAAAGGAUUAUUAUGGGCUAAUAUUUGUCAUAUUGUAACCAAAACCUUCAUUUUAAUGACUCUUUAUACCUCUUAAUGUGAAUGUAAAAGCCAAAAAGAUAUUAAACUGCUUUUUGAAGCGUUAAGGGGCCGGUUUAAUAUCCAGAAUUAAGAAUUAUCAUUGCUAUUUGUAGAAAUACAUAGAAGAAGCCCUCGCGAUAAGACCUCAUGAUGCUAACGUACUGUACAUGCGAGCGCGACUCCGAUUCAACAUUGCCAACUUGACGUGGGUCGAGAGAAAGGCUGCGGCUGCACUCUCAUCAGAUCCACCUAAAGCAACUGUUGAGGAAGCCAUCGAAGACUUUCUGGCGGUAAGCAAUAGGAUUUUACAAGGUUUUACAGCUUUUCCUUUCAAAAUGUGACUGGGGUUCAAUAUUGAUAUUAGGUUGUUCAAAUAAUUCUGUGCUCUCUUUCAAAGCGACUUUUUGGGGUUAAGGGCAUUUGAACAACCUAAUAUAUUCAGUUUUGCCCGUACCGAUCCGCAUAAAUUUACUCGUCUACUCAAACAUGGCCUAGUACAAUAUAAUGCAGUAAAACUUCUGUAGAAGACAUAAAAAUUUGAAAAUUCAAUUUCAGGUUGACCAAUACCGUCCAAACUGGCCAGAAAACCUCUUCCAUCUUGCUGAAGCCUAUGUGUCCAAAGGCGACAAGUUGGCUGCCAAGAAUGUCUUGCUACGAAUGUCAGAGAUCACUCCAGCUGAUGAAGGAGAUCAAAGGUUCUUGGACGAAGCCAAAAAGUUGAGCAAAUCAGUGUAA
This is a messenger RNA of Bursaphelenchus okinawaensis, 1991 nucleotides long. The record is from the annotation of a GenBank genome assembly. NCBI's taxonomy places the organism in Eukaryota, Metazoa, Nematoda, Chromadorea, Rhabditida, Aphelenchoididae.